AGGAGAGAAGCGGGGCUCGCCGCCAGGCUUCCAGAGCAUCGGCACCGGAGGAGGCGGAGGCGGCGGCGGCGGCGGCAGGCGCGAGCGGCGGCGGCAGCGGUACAGGCUCCUAGCCAGCUCGGCGCGCAUCGCCGGGCGUCCUGCGCUGCAGAGAGCUACGAGGGCCACUGGAGCCACACGGCAGGAGUGGACAAAGCAAGAUGGCAGGGAUCUUAGCUUGGUUCUGGAACGAGAGGUUUUGGCUCCCGCACAAUGUCACCUGGGCAGACCUGAAGAACACGGAGGAAGCCACCUUCCCGCAGGCUGAGGACCUCUAUCUCGCCUUCCCCCUGGCCUUUUGCAUCUUCAUGGUGCGGCUUAUCUUCGAGAGAUUUAUAGCUAAACCAUGUGCCAUUGCCCUCAACAUCCAGGCCAAUGGACCACAGAUUGCCCAGCCAAAUGCCAUUCUGGAAAAGGUCUUCACGGCAAUUACGAAGCAUCCAGAUGAGAAAAGGUUGGAAGGCCUUUCCAAGCAACUGGACUGGGAUGUUCGAAGCAUUCAGCGCUGGUUUCGACAGAGACGCAACCAGGAGAAGCCCAGCAUCCUGACAAAGUUCUGUGAGAGCAUGUGGAGAUUUUCAUUUUAUGUCUAUAUAUUUGCCUACGCAGUCCGGUUCCUGAAAAAGACCCCCUGGUUGUGGAAUACAAGGCACUGCUGGUACAACUAUCCCUACCAGCCACUGACAACUGACCUUCACUACUAUUACAUCUUGGAGCUAUCAUUUUAUUGGUCUUUAAUGUUCUCCCAGUUCACGGAUAUCAAAAGGAAGGACUUUGGCAUUAUGUUGCUGCACCACUUUGUAACUAUUUUAUUGAUUACCUUUUCAUAUGUCAACAAUAUGGCCCGAGCAGGAACCCUGGUCCUCUGUCUUCAUGACUCAGCUGAUGCUCUUCUAGAGGCUGCCAAAAUGGCGAAUUAUGCCAAGUUUCAGAAAAUAUGUUCUCUCAUGUUUAUUAUGUUCGGCAUAGUUUUCAUCACCACACGGCUGGGAAUAUUUCCAUUCUGGCUGUUAAAUAGCACAUUAUUUGAAAGUUGGGAGAUCGUUGGACCUUACCCUUCCUGGUGGGUUUUUAACCUACUGCUGUUGGUAGUACAAGGAUUGAACUGCUUCUGGUCUUACUUGAUUAUAAAAAUAGCUUAUAAAGCUAUUUCAAAAGGCAAGGUAACCAAGGAUGAUCGAAGUGAUAUUGAGUCCAGCUCAGAUGAGGAGGACUUGGAGCCUCCAGGGAAGAACCCCCACACUACAACCACCACCAAUGGGACCAGUGGUACCAAUGGGUAUCUCCUGACUGGCCCUUGCUCCAUUGAUGAUUAAUCAUUCAAAACUAUCAGUCCUGAACAAAGUGAACUAUUUGUUCCUGGAAGUAUUUAAUAAAUUGCAAAUGCAGUUCCUUUCAUAAUAUCUCAUCACCCAAAACAAAAAUUAGGAUUAUCAAAGCAUUUUGAAUAGUGCACUGCCAUAUGUCCUGUCUGUGAAUGAAGAAGAAAUACCAUUCUCUCUAUGUAGGCAUGCUGUAUGUAACUGACACAAGGGAACAGUAUUUGCAUUUGUACUGUCUUAAAAUAUUACUUAUUUAUUUGUAUUUGUAAAUCUGUAGACAAGAGGGUUUCCUCAUUUCUUUUACUCUCUGGGCUCACGACAGUGAAGGAGGUGCUCCCUCUGCUUGGACCCCUCUCUCUUGCUAGAAUCUCAUGUUCUAUGGGAUUAGUUUCACUUAGAGCUAGCAAGAUCCAGUGCAAAAACCUCAUAAAACUCUAGUAGAUUGAUUUUCUUUGUGUUAUCUAUCAUGCCCAUCUUGAAGUUGCCUCUACAGUUGCUAUGACCAUUCUCCCGGUGGAAAGUUUAAACAGAAUUAACUAGGUUUUUAUGUUGUUACUCUUCAUGAUCAGUUAGCAGUACAAAUGAAAGAGGGUGGUAUUGGGAGAGUUUUUGCAAUUUUGUAUGAAAUGGCUUUAGAAUUGACUUCAUUUCUUGUGCACACGGCCAAGAUUUAGCAAGUAUAGUUAUUAGCCAAGUUAACCUUGGAAGUUAACCUCAAUUUGAUUUGAUUCUCUAGGAUGAGGUUAGUGUUCUGACUCUGAAGUAACAUAAUUUGCUUAAGUCCAUCAUUAUAAACAAAUUACUCUUCAUAUUGUGAAUGUAUCCCAUGUUCUGGAAACGACAUAAAGACAGCAACUCAUAACACCACGUUUGCCACUACCCCCUUAUAAUUAGCACAGUGUUAUGUCAUAUCACAUACAAAAUAGAAAAUAAGUAUAUUUUGAGACAGAGCAAAGGAAUCUCCCGAGAGCUGGCAAAACUGUUCUCCAGAGCAAAGCACCUUACAGCUGCAAACAGCUCUCAAGGAAAACACAUCUCCAGUAUUUGACUUGAUGUUUUCCUUUUGCUGAGCAAAAUAAAGCCAGUGGAUAAGCCAGUGGGAGAAAAUCUGUUUUUACCAUUACUUUUCUUGGUAAAGGUAAUUCCCAAUGACUGAAGCUGCUCAGUUUCUAGUAACCCUACAUCCAAUUUAGUUUCUUCUUUGGAGAGUUGUGAGGUAUAUAGGAAUCUUUGUUCCAGUGGAGCUAUUUCCAGAACAACAGACAUUGUACUGGAUAAUGAUAAUAUCAAGGUGGAGGAAAAUUACUGAAGGAUAAGUUUCCAUAAGCUUCCUACGUGUAGCAGUGUUACUUAUGAAUGCAUAAAAGCAUCAAAUAAGCCAGAGAUUUUAUCUCUUAUCAGUUUUAGCAAGAAGAAAUUAGUGGAAUUACAAAUACUUAUAGAUCAAAAGGCCCAUUACCUAAAACAGGAAUCCAAAAUAAAAAUUCAGUAAAAAAUAAUGUGUCAUCAGAACACAAAACAGACAGCAGCAGAAGACUACAAAAAAUCAAUUUUUGAAAACUAAUUAAAUUCACAUGCCCACAUUUUGCAGCCUAUGAGUUAAUACUGAAAAGAAAAUUCCCCCAAACCUUUCAUGCAAGUAUAGAUCUUUCUUCAUCUACUUCCCAAAUAUAGUACUCCUGGUAUUGUCCAUGGUAAUCAUCCAAAAGGCUUCGAAGGAUGUCUGCUUGUUUAUGUAGAAAACAACUAAUUCUGCUUGUGGAACCUUACUAUUUUAUUUCACAAAACAGGCAUAUGCAUAGGAAUGGAACUGGUGGAUAGUUGAGUUUAUGAGACUAGUUAUGAAAUAGAGGAAGUAUUUAGUAACCAGAACACCUGUUCAAAUGCAAAUGUAUUAAAAGUAUCAACUAUACUGUAGCUGAAAAGUUUGAGAAGGUAUCUUAUAAUUAGGAUACAGAGUAUAUAUCAGCCUCAUUCUAGUUUCUGGGCAAGCACUCCUGAUGGGUGAAAUGAACUUGAGGACUACAGAGUGUUCAAGUUUAAACUACAUGACAUCUUUUGCCCAGAAGAGUAAUUUCAAGAUCAACUGUAAAUUUAAGAUUCAGAAGAAAUACUUAAAAUGAAGUAGGUUGAUUUUAUCUUUAGUUAAAGGCAGAUCCAAGCAAUGCUUUUUCCCAUCAGAAAUAACUUAGAUGGAAGAUGAGGAAUAUUGUUUUUCUGAGUAUUUACUUAAUUGAGGCAUUAACUUUCUACAGUCUUUCACAUGUCUACAGAUUUUUAUUUCAUUUUACACUUUCAGGCAGAAUUCUUUGGGGCUAAUUAAAAUGGAUUUUAUAGACUUUUCCUGGUAUAGAAUCAUAUUAUCUCUGUCUACUGCUCUUGCAUGGUGGCCCAGUAAGACUGAGAGAAACUGUGUGAGGCAUCUUAUCCACCUGUGCCAGGCCAUAGCUUUUGGAGGUGUAUUGUACAAAUUAAAUUCAGCUAUAGGAUAGUGAAAGUGUUGUUCUUGUUAAUUAGCCUGUGGUGAAAUCUCCCUCUUGAUCACAUUCACACCUUUCCUAGGUGAGAAGAGAUAUAUAGAAAGGACACUAGAAAAAGUAACCUUGAUUUCAUAGCUUUUCUAGAUCUCUUAGAGAGGGAAAAAGUAGAAAAGUCAAGUAGAAUUUGGCCUUGAGUCAAUAAGUGAUGUAAAAGUAUGUGAUCUGUGUAUGUGUGUAUAUUUCUCCCAAAUCUGAUAAAACCAAAAUAUCACCGACUCAUUUUCAUCAAUAUUCUCAUCAUAAAUUCCAUCCAUCAUCAUUCCCUCCACUUUUACUCCCCACACAGCUGAGAGUGUUAGAAUCUGUUCAGCCUCUUAGCCACAGAGCAACUAAAGUCCAGGUCAUAGAACACCUGAAGUGCCACAGAGCCAAAUACAGUUCACAUUCCCAAAUUCAGUCUUGUGGAUGUUAAGAUUAGGAGAGCAAACUGUCAGUAUUUUAGGCUACUAAAUGUUUGUUGUAAAAAUAAAAUUGACUUCACUCAA
This is a messenger RNA of Perognathus longimembris pacificus (Pacific pocket mouse), 4386 nucleotides long. RefSeq names its product ceramide synthase 6 (gene Cers6). Lineage: Eukaryota; Metazoa; Chordata; Mammalia; Rodentia; Heteromyidae. Gene Ontology annotation, biological process: ceramide biosynthetic process. The transcript has 10 exons. Gene Ontology annotation, cellular component: membrane. Gene Ontology annotation, molecular function: DNA binding; sphingosine N-acyltransferase activity. The record is from RefSeq and is a predicted model, not a curated record. Bases 201 to 1355 code for a protein of 384 amino acids.